Messenger RNA from Meloidogyne enterolobii, 1524 nucleotides. Lineage: Eukaryota; Metazoa; Nematoda; Chromadorea; Rhabditida; Meloidogynidae. The record is from the annotation of a GenBank genome assembly.
AUGUCACAACCCCGUUCUCGUUCUCAAACACAGUUCUUCACUAUUAGAUACUCGUAUCUUCUUAAAUUUUACUCGGUUAUCAAAAAAUCUUUUAAAAUUUCUUUUUCUGCUAUUCUUUGGCGUUCUGAUUUUAUUAAAAAUUUUAUCCGAAAAAAUCUCGAUUUUCUUCCUAAUUUUCUUGUUUUAUUUGUUCGUAUUUUUCAACUUCAAUAUAUAUUUUUAUUUGUUAUGGCAGAACAAAAUAUAAAAAUGCCAGAAGGAAAAGCACCCCAUUUUCCCCAACAACCUGUUGCCAGACAAAAUGAUGAUGGAUCACUUGAAUUGGAAUGUUUUUUGGAAGCUCAACCUGUUCCGGACAUUAAAUGGUUUUACGAAAAUAAUGAACUCAAAUCAAGUGAAAGAUUUUCUUUUCGUCUUGAAAAUAGAGGGACUGACGCUUAUUCAUCUAUUCUACAAAUUAAGGAUCUGGCUGACAGUGAUGCUGGUGCUUAUCGAUGUGCAAUUGUAAAUCCAUUUGGGAAAGGAAAUGCUAAUUUUAAUUUAAAAUUAACUGGCUUUAGUUCUCCAACUUUUAUUGAAAAACCACAAAUUUCUUCUCGAGAUGAUGGGCGUGUUAUGAUUAUGGAAUUUAAAGCUAAAUCAAUUCUUAAACCAACUUUUGUUUGGCAAAAAGGAGAUGAAAUUGUUGCUGAAUCUGAUCGAUACAAAAUUAUUUUGAAAGAAACUGGAAAUCACGAAUUUUAUGCUGCGUUAGAAAUUGUUGAACCAAAAAAGGAAAAAGAUGCUGGGCAAUUUGUUUGUACUGCAAAAAAUGAAUCUGGAAAAUUAACUGCGACGUUUUCUGUUAAAUUUGAAGUUCCCCAAGGAGCGCCUACUUUCACUCGGAAACCACAAAUUUUGCAGAAAACCUCUGAUUCUGGUGAUCCUGCAAUUGUUUUUGAUAUUGGAUUUCAAGCCGACCAAAAUCCUGAGGUUAUUUGGCUUAAUCCAAAAAGCAAAAAGAUGAAAGAAUCUAGCAGAAUUAAAUUUGGUUUGACUCCUGAUGGAGGGGCAAAUACAUACACUGCUCAAUUGGAAUUAAAGAACUACAAAGCAAAAGAUAGUGGGACAUACACUUGUAACAUAAAAAAUGAUGCUGGAGAAGCAAAUGUUGAAUUAACGCUUAAUAUUGAAGGUGAUAUUAAAGAAGAAAUAAGCGAGUCUUUAAUGGAAGAAAUUGAUAGACCGACAACUGUGGAUGAUUUUAAUUAAAUAUUUUUUAAUUAAUUGCUGUGUUUUCUAUAAUUCCCCUUUUUUAUUUAUUUUUAGUUUUUGGAAGUUUUGUAGAUUUCUUCUUCCUUUGUUUUUAAUAUAAAUUAAUUUAAAUUUUUUUGUUUUAAUUUUUUUGGAAGGGAGGUAGUAUUAGAAAUGUUUAAGAUUUUGGGAGUUUUUUAGAUUCUCAGGUUUUUGGGGAUGAGGGCAUUUUUUUGUUUUCUUUUGUGUUUUAUCUUUAUCUAACAAAAAUAAUAUUUUAAAUUUUAUUUU